Molecule: messenger RNA, 2358 nt
Organism: Paramacrobiotus metropolitanus
Lineage: Eukaryota; Metazoa; Tardigrada; Eutardigrada; Parachela; Macrobiotidae
Product: cytochrome P450 2C15-like
Exons: 7
Coding region: 663-2141 (492 amino acids)
Biological process (GO): xenobiotic metabolic process
Cellular component (GO): cytoplasm; intracellular membrane-bounded organelle
Molecular function (GO): iron ion binding; heme binding; oxidoreductase activity, acting on paired donors, with incorporation or reduction of molecular oxygen, reduced flavin or flavoprotein as one donor, and incorporation of one atom of oxygen
Source: RefSeq, a predicted model, not a curated record
AAGCAGUCUGAAUCAGACCCAUUCUUGUGUGAUAACCGUUCGCUGUUUAGCUCUGCAUCCCUGCCCAACUCGCCUUUUUGAACCGAUAGGUCUUGAUCACCUGCAAACCUAUCUACUUCCUAUCAAAAGACACAGGAGAGGGCACAGUUGGUCAAACUGGUCAAGAUGCAUAUGGUCUAAGUUGCCACAUGAAUGGGACAGUCGACUUUCCUUUCUUUAACUACCUUCUGUGUAUGUGAUGGUGUUGAUGUGUAUGUGAUUUCUUUUCGCAAGGAUCUGGUAAAAAGAAGGCCAGUAGUGAUGCUUCUUCAUAUCACGCGGCAGCGGUUGUGAUAAGACGACCGUUCUGUGAUAUGUAACUUUUCAGGAUCGCCGCAACACGGUUAAUAUUGAUGUCUUAACUUUGCUGCUUCGUACAGCACAAAGUGAUAAUUAAUAAUUAGUACUAUAUCGUUCGUACCAUAUCGUUUUGGUUUGCAAAGGCCCAACUAAUCAUAUUACGCUGUAAACCUGUCUAAAAUAUCUCCAUGCUAUUCCUCGGAAGCUUGGUAUUGCUUAUUUACAUCGGCAGUCAAUGCUUGGAUUUCCAAACUGACAAAUUGUAGUCAAAAGCUUUGUCCUCAUUUUUCUUGCGGAUUUUUCUCCAAGACUCUACCAUUAAAAUGAUUGAAUUCGUCAUUGGAGGUAUAGUUCUGUUUCUGGGGCUGAUUUAUUUCCGAUCAAAACGAACAGCUGUCAACAAUCUUCCGCCCGGACCUCCAGGUCUGCCGGUCGUGGGAAAUCUGCUGCAACUGGGAAGAACGCCUCCGUUCAAACGCUUCAUGGAAUGGCGGAAGACGUAUGGUGAUACUUUCCUGGUUAAGAUGGGCAGUGACUAUCCUCUGGUGGUCAUGCACGACUACAACACCAUCAAAAAGGUCCUGAGCGACGAGGUCACCGCCGGACGGGAUCAGGGAUUUGUUUUCCUUAAAGAACUUGCAGGAAAAGGCCUAAUAUUAACGCAGGGAGAUGUAUGGAAAGAACAACGUCGUUUUGCUAUUUCCACGCUGCGCGACUUCGGCAUGGGCAAGACCUGGUUGGAAGAUAAUAUUAUUGGUGAAGUGGAGGAUAUGUGCGGUGUCCUGAGACAGCUCAAUCAACAGCCCUUUGAUCCCAAAACACUGUUAUCCCACUCGGUCUCCAACGUAAUUUGUGCUCUUGUUUUCGGAAAACGGUUUGACCAUUCGGAUGCGAAAUUUGGCAAAUUGUCGACGCUAUUCGCCGAAAAUGUACAGGUCAUUGGUCCCAUUCUGACAAUAGUGCAGGCGUUUCCUAUCCUACAAUUUAUUCCCGGGCCAUUUCGCCGUGCUGUUAAAAUCGCCCAACGAAAUGUUGCCGAACUACACUCAUUCUGCAAACAGUUGAUCAGUGAACACCAAAGCCAAUCCUCAUCGGAGAGUGCGGAUGAUUACAUCGAUGGCUACCUAAAAGAGGCCCAAGAACAAACACGAAAAGGCAUUGUUAACAGCACCUUUACAGAAGAGCAGUUGAUCAUCUCCGUAUUGGACUUGUUCGCUGCCGGAACGGAAACAACAGCAACAACCACCCUCUGGGCGUUGAUCUUUCUCCUGGAGAAUCCGGACGUCAUGAGCAAAAUGCAGAAGGAAAUCGACGACCAUAUACCGCGCGAUCGCUUUAUUCGGAUGGAAGAUAAAGGUCUGCUGCCCUACACCGAAGCCGCAAUUUUGGAAAUCCAGCGAUGCGCCAGCCUAGUACCACUGGGAGUUUUCCACCAAAUACUGGCGGAUACGGUGAUUGACGGAUACAAUGUCCCCAAGGGUACACUGCUGGCUGCCAAUCUGUACAGUAUCCAUCACGAUCCACGCUACUGGAAAAAUCCGGCCUCCUUCGAUCCUAAUCAUUUUCUGGACGCUGACGGAAAGGUGGUACAUCCAGCAGCUGGGUUCGCUCCUUUUGAAGUUGGCAAAAGGUCAUGCCUGGGAGAAGCUAUGGCCAAGAUGGAACUGCAUCUCUUUAUUGCCAACAUAGUCAAGAAUUUCAAUGUGGAAAACGAGCCGGGAAAGAAAAUUUCCCAUGAAAAUUACGUCUCCAGCUUCAUUAUCGGUCCAUCGCCCUAUAAAAUAGUUUUUAUUCCACGAUGAGCGUAUAAUUAUUUUGCUUAAGGAAUGUUUUGUAUUGAUGGUUUACUAUGUUGAGUGUGCUUAAUUUUACGUUGUUAUUUCUACAAUGAAUCGCAUUAGAUGAAUAAGUAAGGUGUGCUUAUUAUUUUACAGUCGAACCGGCAUUCUGCCUGUGCAGGAAUUUUGAGCCAUUUGUAGUACGGUAAAGUACUUGAGUCAAAUGCAUCGGAAUAUUUCA